Molecule: messenger RNA, 2492 nt
Organism: Sapajus apella (tufted capuchin)
Lineage: Eukaryota; Metazoa; Chordata; Mammalia; Primates; Cebidae
Exons: 3
Coding region: 1-1287 (428 amino acids)
Source: RefSeq, a predicted model, not a curated record
AUGGUAGUGCUGCCGGAAGCUGGUCCGCACUGUCGUACGCCCAGCUGGGCAACGUUUGCGCUGCCAGCAGCAGCCGUGGCUAGCUAUUGUGGUCGUAAAGUCGAAUGGCCUGAUCAGGUGGGCAGCGGUCUGGGCAGUCAUCCACAGGGAGUACGCUUGGUGCUGCACGCCCGGACUUGCAGUCUUGGUCAAAGCAGAGAAUCUCCAAGAGCUCCCAGGCUACGGAUUCAUUCGGGUGGGGCGAGGUGUUAUUAUUGUGGGAUUGUCUCUGCAGAGUUGGCCUGGAGAGUGAGCGCUGGAGGGAGUGGAGCAAGUGUCCCCAAGAGUCCAGGAGCGCCCCCCCAGACGGGUGUGCUGGAGGGCUCGGGCACGGGGAGAGAGAGAAUUCCUGCCUUCUGGCUGGGAGCAGGGAGGCGGUGUGGCGGGGCAGGGGGCAACGUGCCAGUUUUCUCUCUGAUUAAUGAUGCUCACGCUGCUGCGCGUGGCUCAUGCGCUUUGUCUCCAGCCUUAGGGCUGGCGGAGAACAGCCCAGGGAACGAGUGGUACCGCGGUCGCCCGGCGCACCCAGCAGGUGCCAUCCCUCUGGAUGGGCCAGUUCUGGAUGCUCCCCAAGGGACAGAGGCCGCGACACCGCCAGGCGCCUGGCUGCGGCCACCUCCCGGGUGUGGCGGGUCUGGGGCCCGGGGUCUCCGGCCGGAGCAGCUGCAGAGCCACGUGCAACACGCGCGUUGCUCUCAGCCCGGGCUGGGACCGGACGCAUCCGGGGCUGCGGGGAGGAGCCGGGCGCCGCCCCCGGCGGCAGUGCCAGCCGCGUGGGAGGGCACGGACCGGCGGAGGGGCAGACGACGGAGGCGGCCAAACAGGAGGAGCGGGACCGAGGGAUCGGCCGAGGCUGGCUGGCUAGGGGUGGGACUGGCAGCGCCACGGACAGGUGGGAGCAGCCAGACAGCCCGAGAGAGGGAGCCCAGAACGCAGCGAGAGCGAGAGCGUGAAGUAGGCAGGGAGAGGCGCCCGGAGAGACAGACAGCCGCACGCGCGCGCCUCCUCCCUCCACGCGCCCUCCUCGCACCGCGCGCAGCGGCCAGGAGCGCCGAGUGGGAGAGGACCGUGGGCACAGGAGGCCGGAAGAGGGACGCUGCGUUGCUGGCGGGACGGAGGGAUUCGGACGGACGGACGGACCAGCGCACAGACUGGCAGCCUGCGAGAGGGGCAGCUUCGAGAGCAGAGCGCAGGCUAGCGGGAAUCCCGCGCGGAGCUGCUGGUCGGACCGACAGACGGUCGGACUGACAGACGCGCAGACGGACAGAAGGGCAGACGGGAGGCGGGGGCGCGUUCACUCCCCGCGGCCGGCCAGGCGGAGCAGGCGGCGGUGGCACCUUCUGAGCGCGCCCGGAGCGGAGACCGGCGGCAGCAGGUGCAGCGGGGACGCCAGCCGCGACCGAGCCGCCGCCGCCGCAGCCCUGGCUGCCACAGCUGUGCGGAACUCCAGCCGACACUGCAGAAAGCUCCGUUUACUAGCAGUUAAAUAAAUCAACCAAAAUCCAAACAAACAAACCAACCCAACAACAACAAAGCCAAGCCAAAAGCCAAAACAAACAAAUCCAGCCAAACCAAUCACUGAGAAACAAUACUAUUAAUAAAAUCCAAAACUAAACCAAACCCAUCAAGGCACCAAGACGCAGGGGGGAUAUCCACUGUUCGAUCAAGUUUUUUGAUUUUUGAUUUUCUACCAGUAUGACCCUCAGCCUCUCAAAACAAGAAGGAUAUUCCUCAAAGUUGAAAUGAAUCUAUAUAAGAUUUUGUUCAAAUGAAGAAUCAAUUCAAAUGAUUCCUAACCCCUCCUCAUCUACUUUGGAGAUAAAAACUGCUAUGAUUAUUUUGAGUAAACAGACAAGUGGAGAUGACAGGAAAUCAUUUUUCAUUUGUUAAAAAUCAGAAAACCUUUGACACCCACUUUAAAAUAAAUACACCUACUCCUUUGAUCUUCUGUGUAUGUAUUACCACAGGGCUUAAAUAUCUUAAUAGGAUUUUAGGUAAUGUCAUUUUCAUGAAAGACAGUCAUUUGGAAACCAACAGCUCUAUGUUUUGUCCAAAUAGCCGAGUAAUCUACUAUCUUGGCAGUAAUUGCUUUUGCUGCAUUUCUAAUGUGUAUUGCAUGAAGAGGUUAUGAAUACACUCAAGUGUGUGUGGUUUUCAAGGUAUGUAUUUGUGUUUGAUCCUAUAUUUCCUUUGUUAUAACAUUCUCCUACUUUUCAUCACUUUGACUAAUAGAAUAUUUGUAAAUUUUCUGGAGAGUGAGUUUGGGCAUAUGCUUUGAGGGAUAUGCUUCCGCAUCACAAAAGAUAUGGAAACAUAAUUGAUUACUUGCUUAUCAAUAAUAUUUUGAUUUUGUUUAAAUGAAAUUUUUAAGACAUUUGGAUUGCUAUGCAUUUAUGUUUUAAAUUUACCCUCUCUGGGCAUGUUUUGAUAAAUAAAAUAACUAAGUUACUUUA